Jaculus jaculus (lesser Egyptian jerboa) is the source of this 4051-nucleotide messenger RNA. RefSeq names its product lysyl oxidase like 3 (gene Loxl3). The coding region runs from base 293 to 2671 and encodes 792 amino acids. Lineage: Eukaryota; Metazoa; Chordata; Mammalia; Rodentia; Dipodidae. The transcript is spliced from 16 exons. Gene Ontology annotation, biological process: inflammatory response; peptidyl-lysine oxidation. Gene Ontology annotation, molecular function: copper ion binding; protein-lysine 6-oxidase activity. The record is from RefSeq and is a predicted model, not a curated record. Gene Ontology annotation, cellular component: membrane.
CUCCUCGGCCGCCUCCGGAGCUCGACCCCUUGUGGUCAAAGAACUCCAGCCGGGCUACGCCGUGCGGACUGGCCGGGUAGAGCACAGCCCAAGUCUUCCUCCAUCUCUGGGAAAGGACGAGAAACCGGCGGGCGUGAGCCGCACGCACCCACGGGGAAGGAAAAGAUCACUCAGGCGAGAGGUGUCUGAGGCUCCCGAAGGAGAGGCUGUUUCCCAAGGAGGAUGCUACUCCAUCUUCCCUGCACCAGGGAGGACACACUCCCAGAGUCCCACGUUUCUCACCUUCCUUGCCAUGCAUCCAGGCAAUGUGUGGCAGUGGCACCGGUGGGGGCUCCUGCUGCUGUGCUUUUUGUGCAGCUCCAGCUUGGGGUCUCCAUCCCCUUCCUCUGGCCCAGAAAAGAAGGUAGGAAGCCAGGGGCUGCGGUUCCGGCUGGCUGGCUUCCCCAGGAAACCCUAUGAGGGCCGCGUGGAGAUACAGCGAGCUGGUGAAUGGGGCACCAUCUGCGAUGAUGACUUCACACUGCAGGCUGCGCAUGUCCUUUGCCGGGAGCUAGGCUUCACAGAGGCCACAGGCUGGACCCACAGUGCCAAAUAUGGCCCAGGAACAGGACGCAUCUGGCUGGACAACCUAAGCUGCAGUGGAACUGAGAAAAGUGUGACGGAAUGUACCUCCCGGGGCUGGGGAAACAGUGACUGUACCCACGAUGAGGACGCUGGGGUUAUCUGCAAGGACCAGCGCCUUCCUGGCUUCUCCGACUCAAAUGUCAUCGAGGUAGAGCAUCAACUGCACGUGGAAGAGGUGCGGCUUCGACCAGCUGUUGGGUGGGGCAGGCGGCCCCUGCCGGUGACUGAGGGACUGGUGGAAGUCAGGCUUCCAGACGGGUGGUCGCAAGUGUGCGACCAAGACUGGAGCGCCCACAACAGCCACGUCGUCUGCGGCAUGCUGGGUUUCCCUGGAGAAAAGAGAGUCAACACGGCCUUCUACCGAAAGUUGAGGAAGAGAACAGCCAAAGCCUCAGCCCGGUGGCCCAAGUUCCUUGGAAGACCAGUCAACAAGCUUAAAGUCAAACCUAAGCCUCGAGUGGGCAGGGGGCCAAACAAAAGGCUGCUGGCCCAGCGGCAGCAACACUCUUUUGGUCUGCAUGGGGUGGCGUGUGUGGGCACAGAGGCCCACCUCUCCCUCUGCUCUCUGGAGUUCUAUCGUGCCAAUGACACCACCAGGUGCCCUGGAGGGGGUCCUGUGGUGGUGAGCUGUGUGCCUGGCCCUCUCUACGCUGUCUCCUCUGGUCAGAAGAAGCAACAGUUGAAGCCUCAGGGGGAGGCCCGUGUUCGUCUAAAGGGUGGAGCCCACCCUGGAGAGGGACGGGUGGAAGUCCUGAAGGCUGGCACAUGGGGCACAGUCUGUGACCGCAAGUGGGACCUGCAGGCAGCCAGUGUUGUGUGUCGGGAGCUGGGCUUUGGCACUGCUCGAGAGGCUCUGAAUGGCGCUCGCAUGGGGCAGGGCAUGGGUGCUGUUCACCUGAGUGACAUUCGAUGCUCUGGCCAGGAGCCCUCCCUCUGGAAGUGCCCCUACAAGAAUGUCACAGCUGAGGCCUGCCCCCAUAGCCAGGAUGCUGGCGUCCGAUGCAACCUACCCUACACUGGGGUGGAGACCAAGAUUCGACUCAGUGGGGGCCGCAGCCGAUAUGAGGGGCGAGUUGAGGUGCAAAUAGGGGGACCUGGACGUCUACGCUGGGGCCUCAUCUGCGGGGAUGACUGGGGGACACUGGAAGCCAUGGUGGCCUGUAGGCAACUUGGUCUGGGAUAUGCCAACCACGGCUUGCAGGAGACCUGGUACUGGGACUCAGGGAAUAUAACUGAGGUGGUGAUGAGUGGAGUGCGUUGCACAGGAACUGAGCUCUCCCUGGACCAAUGUGCCCAUCACAGCACACACAUCACCUGCAAGAGGACGGGGACCCGCUUCACUGCUGGAGUCAUCUGUUCUGAGACUGCUUCAGAUCUGCUGCUGCACUCAGCACUGGUGCAGGAAACAGCCUAUAUUGAGGACCGGCCCCUGCACAUGCUGUACUGUGCUGCUGAAGAGAACUGCCUGGCCAGCUCCGCCCGCUCAGCCAACUGGCCUUAUGGCCACCGACGUCUGCUCCGAUUUUCCUCCCAGAUCCAUAACCUGGGAAGAGCUGACUUCAGGCCCAAAGCUGGGCGCCAUUCCUGGGUGUGGCAUGAGUGCCAUGGGCAUUACCACAGUAUGGACAUCUUCACUCACUAUGAUAUCCUGACUCCCAACGGCACCAAGGUGGCAGAGGGCCACAAAGCUAGUUUCUGUCUAGAAGACACCGAGUGUCAGGAGGAUGUCUCCAAGAGGUACGAGUGUGCCAACUUUGGAGAGCAAGGCAUCACUGUGGGUUGCUGGGAUCUCUACAGGCAUGACAUUGACUGUCAGUGGAUCGACAUCACAGAUGUGAAGCCAGGAAACUACAUUCUCCAGGUGGUCAUCAACCCAAAUUUUGAGGUAGCAGAGAGCGACUUCACCAACAAUGCAAUGAAAUGUAAUUGCAAAUAUGAUGGACACCGCAUCUGGGUGCAUAACUGCCACAUUGGUGAUGCCUUCAGCGAAGAGGCCAACAGGAGGUUCGAACGUUACCCUGGCCAGACAAGCAACCAGAUUGUCUAAAGUGCCACCACCAUCCUCUGCAAAUCACCACUGGCCCCACAUUGAGAGGGGUCUGAGGCGGCCAUUACCUCAGGAGCUUACCACAGAAACCCUGAUGUCAGCAGGCCACCAGCCACCACAUUCAUACCCUAUGCUAUGGACCAGUUACUGUUGAACAGAAGUUACUGCCUCUCUUUCGGGGCCAACUGUCAGUAUCUGUGGCCAAGCCCUGGAAAUCAGCAACUGGACCCAGCACUGAGCAAAGGCCACCACGAAGAACUGCCCUGCACUAGAUGGCAGCAGCUCAUUGUCUUGAAUAGGGAGGUCAGGAUGGUCAGCUCCCACUGCUCUCCUGAGUUCACGGGGGAUACAGCUUUACCUCUAGCCCUCUGGUGGGGGAAAAGAUCCACCCUCCCCCAUUUUUAAUGAUAACAUGUUGCAAGGUAUAAUUUUAUUUUAUAUAAAAAGUGUUCUUCAGAACCUAGGAUUGGUGCUGGUGGUUGGAGGGACCUGCCCCCCACUGGUUCACUGAUUCCUCUGCCCAGGUGACCUCAGAACCCAGGCUAGGAAGGCAAGGAUGAAAUCAGAACAGGAACCUCAUAGUCUUGCUAGUGCAGUCAUUCUGUGACCUCAGGGGUCACAUAUAAUGUCAACGUUUCUGAUCCCCGCCGGAUCCUCACUGCCAGCUGGGAUUGGGUUCGAACAGCUUCAUAAACAUCUUCAGCAUUUUGUACUAUCUGCUCCCCAAUGGCCAAGAUCACAUCACCAGGCCGUAGACCAGCCCUAUGGAGAAGGAUGAACAGAGAUGAAAGUAGAUGGUCAAGUUCAAAAACACAUGCAUACUUCCCACACCCCACCAUACAGGGCAGGCUCUCUUUCACCUGUGUGCAGGGGAGCCCAGGAUGACUUUAUGGAUGAGCACACCGUGCUGAACAUCAGGAAAGCUUGGCUCUCGAAGCUGUAGUUCAGCAAGGAUGCUAAAAGGGCACAGAUCACCCUAUGAGCCAUACCCAGGCCUUCUCCCCAUCUUGGAUGACUUCAAGUCUCUGAUCAACAUACUGACAAAUUUAUGUCCAGGACAUACACUAGGCACCACAGAUACAAAGGUAGUUCACUCUCUACCAUCUAGCACUUAAGAAUCAAGAAAUGUACAUAAAAAAUAACUAAAGCCAGGCAUGGUGGCACAUGCCUUUAAUCCCUUGAGUUUGAGGCCAGCAUGAGACUACAUAGUGAGUUCCAGGUCAGCCUUGGCUACAGUGAGACCCUACCUCGAAAAAAAACCAAACCAAACAACAACAAAAAAGAUAACUAAAAUACCAAAUGAUAAACACUGUUAAGUUGCUUGCACUGUCAUUCUAGAAUUCUGCUUUUAAUAAAGGGGGCCGACUGUGUACCACUGGA